AUGCAGAAGCUCCUGGCGCACCUGCGCAGCAUCGAGGCCGGCCACGACACGAACGAGCGCUUCCUCCAGCGCUUGGCGCCGUCGUCAAGCGGCGUACCCACGAAAGAGGAUGACAUUUACAAGCUUCUGCGCAAAUCCAGGACCAAGAAGCCACCAGCCAAGAAGCCACCGCGGCAACAACGGCCAGCGCAGCCUCAGCCCAAGCCCGACUCGCUCCAUGACCGGCGCGAGCGGCUGCACACUGUCAUGUCGUACGAGCUGAACCGAAAAGCCAAUUUGUCCGUCGUGCCGUUGCCAGCACCAAUGGCAUCGCCACCCAAAGUGCGUCAUCUCGACCCCAAGCUGCAAAGAGCGCUGACCUCGGCGCGCGAUCACCAAGCCGACGAGGUUCGCGCGGCCGAGAUCGACGUCGACACGGCGCUCCACGACGCCGAGACGCUCCUUCCGCUCUCGUUUCUUAUGGAGCGCAACCUCGCUGCGCUCUGCCAGUCGAAAGCUGGCGCCAUCAUCAAGACCGCGUUCGAAACCUUUGCUUUGCAUUUUUACGACGACGCGUGGCACCACUGGAUGGCCUUUGUGGCAUCGGCACGGGAGCGAGAACGAGAUGCAGCCGUGCGGGUUCUCAGCCGCGUGUACCGCGGGCACCUUGCCCGACGUGCCUGUGUCCAGCUGCGCGCAACGUAUGCCGCGCUCAACGCGGCGACGGCGGCAGUGCUCGACCAGCGCAUUGCGCACCGCCGCAGCUCGGCCCUUCGGAUUCAAAUGGCGUUUCGGCAGUAUGGAGUUCGCCGACGGCAUGCCGAAGCGAUCGCCAAGCAUACCGCGGCCCGCGUCAUCCAGCACCUCGUGCUCUAUCAGAAAGCCCGGGCGCUCCGGUUUGCUGCCAUGCUCGCCGACGUUCGACGCCAUGCGGCGGCCACUACGAUCCAGCGUGUCGUCCGCGGACGUCGCGGCCGGGGCGACGCUGCCCGCGAAGCACUUGGUCAGAAGCGCGCCGCGAUUGUCGCCAAACUGUGCGACCCCAAACUCGCCAUCGCCAACCGGUUCGAGUCCCAGGGCGCGGCAUUCCGCAUUCAAACGGCCGCUCGGGCGUGGCUGUGCCGGCGCGCGGGCCGCCGAUACCGCGCGGCGCUGCGCCAAGCCGCGGCCCGGAAGAUGCUCCAUCAUGCGCUUGCCUCGUACGUGGUCCAUUACAAGUACAAAAUGCGCAAAAUGGCGCUUAUCGCUUCCCUUCCAGCGCGUCAGGCUGCCGCACGACUGCUGCAGCGGGUGAUCACCAAGUGGAUCCUUCGGCGCAAGUGGCAGCUAGAUCGCCUUGUCCGGCGAAAGCAAGCGCGACUGCGGCGGGUCGAAGCCUACGCCAAGCGUCGGGCGCAGCCGCUCGCGGUCGUGUCGCGCGGUCUCCAAAAGGCACAAAACCGCGCACGUGGCGCGCUGACGUCGUUGAUGUCGGCGUCGAGCGCGGCGGCCAAGGCCUCGGAUCGCCGUCGCCACGCCGCCGUCGCGAUCCAGCGCGGCUGGCGCUGCAGUCGGCUUCGAUACAAGAAAUACUUGCAAACACUGUAUGCACAAAUCGAGUUUCUAGAGCUGCGCAAGACGGCGCUCUUUGCCCACGCGACGCGCAUCCAAAAGCUGUGGCGCGGCCGCCGCGCGCGCAAGCAAGUUAAAUUUCUCUGGCUCGACAAGGUCACGCGGCACGCCGUGGCCAAGUGGCGCGCGCGGCGACACCGGCGACGCACGAUUGCGGCACAGCGUAUCCAGCGCAAGUUUCGAGGCGUCCGCGGCCGGCGACUGGCGAAGCUCGCACUUGCCGAGAUGGCCCACGCGCGGCGUUGUGCGACAACGCUCCAGCGUCUGGUUCGACCAUGGCUCGCCACACGCCAUAUGCAUCGUCUUCGCGACACGGUGCGCCGUCGCCACGAGACUCAUCUCGUGUGCGUCGCCUCGCUGCAGUGCUGUCGCCAAGCCGCCGUCGAGUAUUUGAUCUUUAAAUCACUCGAAGGCGCCAUCGGGGAUGUUCUCACGUACCCGGCGUGGUUGGCCAGCGCGAGUGGCUUUACACCUCAACACAUUUCCUUUCCGCUACUCCAAUUGCUCUUCCUCGACUACAACGGCCUCAAGCGCGAGCAUUUGAGCUCGAUGCCGUUGAAAGAGCUGCAGCAGCUGCGACUGGACCGGUCGAAAUUCCUCAAAGUGUUUCGAGACGCGUUCCCCAACACGUCCCGACACAUGGACAUGUCGUCGGACGCGGAUAAAGUCCUGAGUCGCCUCAAGGAGUACCCGAGCCAGUCGCGCAUCUCGCUCUCGUACGCGAUGUUUACGGCGGCGCUCAAGGACAUGGCGAUGCUCGCAAUCAAGUCGAAAGCAACCGACCUCUCGCCCGACGCACGCUUGCUCACGCUCGUAAUUAAGCACAUCAACAGCGGCAAAUGGGCAACCAAGUCCAAAGCCGCGGACCAGCUCGCUGCGUACGUCAACCAGUGGCUCGACCACGCGGCGCGAUGUCUUCAGCGACUCGCCCGACGCGCGCGGGACCGAGACCGCGGCAAUGCUCUCUUGCACAUCAAGCGCGUCGAGUGGCAGCAACGACUGUUGGCAGCGGCGGCGGCGACUAUCCAGCGGGCGUGGCGGCGGCGGGCGGCGCAGAGUUACCUUCGAUCUCUUGUGCGCGCGGUCUUUCGCAAAUACAUUGAUGCAGCGACCGGACUUCCUUACUGGACCAACCCGCGCACGGGCUACUCGACGUGGACCAAGCCGCGCUUGCUCGGCAAAGGCGACGUCGACACGGACGUGAUCCCGAUGGCCGACGCUGACACCGAGUAUUCGAUCCGCUGCACCAACUGCAACAUCAACCCGAUCGCCGAGUCGUGCUUUCACUGCGAAGACAUGUACUGCGCAUCCUGCUACGCACAGCUGCACGCCAAAGGCAAGAUGGCGACGCACGUCCACUUUGCUAUCCAAGGCUGCAGUCUCUGCAAGUUCCAGGUCGGGACGCGCCACUGCCACCAAUGCAACGCCGACUACUGCGACAACUGCAUGCGUUAUGUCCAUCAAAAAGGCAAUCUCGCGUUUCACACGGCCGACCCGCUUGUCGCUCUCUGUCUCGACUGCAAGGAAGUGCGUGCGGUGCGCGUGCAGUGCAGGACACACGACGUCAAGCUGUGCCUUUCGUGUGCCCAUGGCCACCCGCCCGAGCUCUGUCGGCUCGAGACAAUACCGUUCCUGCCGUUCUCGCUUGAUGACGCCUUGAACCGCGUCCAUCUCGACCGACGCGAAAAGCUCGAAGCCGAGCAAAAGCGCAUGCAAGACCAGCGCGACUUGGAAGCACGGCGCCUUCAAAGCGCCCUGCGCAUCCAGCGCAACUGGCGCCGCAAGCUGGCGCACCAAAAGGGGUUCCAGAAGCUUCUUUCAUUGGCCACCGCCAAGCAAGCCGAGUGGGCCAAGCGACAGCGCGACCGCAAGAAACAACGGACACUCGGGUUUGUGGUCAAGGACAUCUUUGGGAAGGCCGGUUUUCUCGAAACCGACACGCCGGCCCACCAAGUGCUGCGUCGUCUCAACGUCUUUACGCGCCACAAGAUACUGGCGCGGAUCCGAAAACUCCAAGUGCCGCUUGACGAAUACCUCUUCCUUGGCGUCCUUCUACCUGGUCACGCUUCAAUUGCAGCCGGCAGCACGUUCCUCGAGACCAGCGAGGACGUCCGUGGCUGGGUCGUAAAUGGCCAAGCCUUGCGAAUCCAAGACCACGUGUGCUACAUCCACGCCUCGGAAGCCAUGCUCGAAGCCAGCCUUGCACUCCACGAACCAUUUCGUUACGAGAGCGCGGUGCAGUCCCCGUAUUACGCGAUCGAGUUCUCGACCCAAUUCCCAACCCAUCUCAAGGCCAUCCUCGGCGCCAAAGUCCAGUCGCUUGCCCACCGCGUCGACGAAGACUCGUUUGUGGGCAAGUCCCUCAAUAAGAUGGCCAAGUCGGUGCAAGGCGCCGCGCUGCGGAAAAAAGUCGCGCUGGAAAUCCGCAACGAAGAACAAGCCGAGCAGCUCGACCAAGACAAGAAAAGCGAGCGACAACGGUCGGUUAUCAGUGCCGGUCGACGGCAAUCCUGCGCCUCGAUGACGGCCGUGGCCGCGGCGGUGCGCAUGGCGUCCUUUGCCGAGCUGGAAGGGCUCGGACCACUUAAUGGUGAAAGCGACGAUGGAGUCGGCGCUCGGGUUGAACCGCUGCCGGGAGCUCCGAUCGACAAGGGCCAAGCCAGCUACGAGCCGUCUUACGACACUCCAGGUGGCGCUGGCACCAACGAAGAUGCAGCGUCAAGCUACCCUGCCGACGCGUACGCAUACCAAGCGGCAGCCAGUCCAGGAAUUUACGACGCCACCUACGGCGAGGCGGCAUACUACCAGCAGACAAUCGGCAACUACGGCGCAUACAGCUCCGAGACGGACCCCGCCUACUACGACUUUACACAGACAACGUACGACGCGGCGGCGGUAUAUGGGACAAGUGACAGUGGCGGGGACUACGCAGCAGCACCCGACCAAGCGGCGCCAACUGCGUACGAUGCGGUAUAUGGUGGGUACGAUGCCAGUUACCCGAGCGGCGAGUACCCGGCGAGCGGUGAAGCGACAGUUGGCAGCUACGACGCAAACUACUCGUACGCAGCGCACAGUACUGGCACAGCGCUGGAUGCGCCAUCGAUGGACGGUUCAGGUCUGUAUGAUGCGUACAACCUAACACCGUUGGGCGAUCCGUCGUAUGGGACUCAUCAAGCGACGCCCUCGCACACUGCACCCUCUUACGACGACUACGCUUCCGCCAGCUACGACCCAUCGACGAGUUGCGACACCUCUACCGGUUACAACGCGUCAGCUGGCUACGACUUUACGAAUGGCUAUGAUCAGCAAGCCAGCUAUGAUCAACAUGCUGCUUACGAUCAGCAAAACGGCUACGAUCAACAAGCCGGCUAUGAUCAACACGCCGGCUACAAUCAACAAACGGGCUAUGAUCAACAAGGCGGCUAUGAUCAGCAAGCCGGCUACGAUCAACAAACAGGCUAUGAUCAACAAGGCGGCUAUCAUCAACAAGGCGGCUACGAUCAGCAAGUCGGCUACGACCCGCAAGCUGGCUAUGACAUGCAAGUCGGCUAUGAUACUGCGUGUGACGGUGCGUACGACGUCUCGGGGUCUGCUGACGGCACCGAUCCGUGGCAAGAGAUUUACGACCCACAAAGUGGCCAGUCGUACUAUUACAAUGCGAUAACGGGCGAAUCCGUCUGGAAAACAUAA
Molecule: messenger RNA, 5280 nt
Organism: Saprolegnia parasitica CBS 223.65
Lineage: Eukaryota; Oomycota; Saprolegniomycetes; Saprolegniales; Saprolegniaceae
Exons: 17
Coding region: 1-5280 (1759 amino acids)
Biological process (GO): mitotic cell cycle; spindle organization; establishment of meiotic spindle localization
Cellular component (GO): spindle pole
Molecular function (GO): protein binding
Source: RefSeq, a predicted model, not a curated record